GCUGAGCAAGUGACAGGAUACAGAAAAGUUUGUUAGCUACGUGCUAACUUUGUCUGUUUGACAAUGUUACUGCCUUAAAGCAGCACUUCAGGACUCGUAAAUUUCCCUUUUUUUUCAACAACUUGUGAGCCCUGCAAGAAAUGAUGGACUGUCAAGGAGAAGAUGAUGGAGAAUUGUGCAAAUGGGCCAGUGCUGUGCUGGUGAACAGCAAAAAUGACAUCAGAGCACGAGUGCAACAAUUUGUGGAGGAGAGGAUGCAAACCACCAUGCUCACAGGUGUACUGAUUGGAGCUGCAGUUGCAGUCUCACUGAUUGGGAUUGUGGUGCUCUUCCUUUACAGAAGAUUUAAGCUUGCUCGUGAACAACAGCCUGGUGUGCCUCACUAUCGCUUCAGAAAACGAGAUAAAGUGCUCUUCUAUGGAAGGAAGAUAAUGCGAAAGGUCCAGACGCUGUCCUCGAUUCCUCCUCCCACCUCUACCUCAGUAUCAAAGCAACCACAGCGCAUACGCAAAAGAACCAAAGUUCUAAGCAUAGCCCGCAAAAUCCUGAGGAUUCGUAAAGACCCUCCCACCCUGCAGCCCAAGGAACCGCCUCCCUCCCUUCUGGAGGCUGACCUGACGGAGUUUGAUGUGCAGAGCUCAAACCUGCCCUCUGAAGUCCUCUAUAUGCUUAAGAAUGUCAGGGUGUUGGGUCAUUUUGAAAAGCCCCUGUUCCUAGAGCUGUGUCGCCACAUGGUGUUUAUCGAGCUCCAGGAGGGUGAAGGUCUGUUUAGGCCAGGAGACGAUGACGAUAGCAUCUAUGUGGUCCAGGAUGGACGACUCGAGCUCUGCAUCCAGGAGAACGAUGGUACAGAACCAGUGGUGAAGGACGUGCACCCAGGGGACAGUGUCCACAGCCUGCUCAGUAUUCUGGACAUCAUCACUGGUUAUCCAGCUCCAUAUAAGACUGUAUUGGUACGGGCUGCAACUCGCUCCACCGUCUUGCGUUUGCCUGCAUCUGCCUUUGAGUCUGUGUUUAAGAAAUACCCAGAAACACUUGUUCGUGUCAUUCAGAUAAUUAUGGUGCGCCUCCAAAGAGUCACCUUCUUGGCAUUACAUAACUAUCUGGGCCUAACAACCGAGCUCUUCAAUCCGGAGAGUCAGGCGGUGCCCUUGUCCAAUAUAAACAGCGUGAUGGCAGAGGGGAAUUCUGGGAAGACAACUCGACGUUUGCACUUCCAGGACGAGUUCUCUGCUGGGACCACGGAGAGCCCCACAGAGACAGAUGGUGUGAAGGACAGCCCUUCAAACAGCUACAGGAAGCAGCGAUCCAUCUCAAUGCCAACUGAGUGCGGAGGUAAUGACCUGAACAUGGCUUGUGAACGGGCUCGAGUCACUAUAGAUGAGGCUCCAUCCAGUCCUGCCACUCAAAAAUCCAGUCUGAAGAAGAGCGUGACUAUGCAGCACACACCCUCUGAAGUGUUUCACUACACAGACAGCGGGGGGCACUCUGAUGCCAUCCACCUCAGUAAGAGCAGCACAAUCUUCCAGGCUGCUAAGAGGGACCUACUGGGAAUCAUCCAGCUGCAGGACCCCAGUCUGCUCGAGGGCAGAGUGACCCUUCAUCAAGUCAAAGCUGGUUCUGUGGUGGCUCGUCAGGGAGACCAGGAGGUGAGCAUCCAGUUUGUGAUUUCUGGCCUCCUCCACGUUUACCAGCGGAUGAUUGAUCGUGAGGAGGAGACGCGUCUAUUUGUGACGCACCCCGGAGAGCUUGUCGGUCAACUUGCCGUCCUGACCGGAGAGCCCCUCAUAUUCACUGUUCGAGCCCAGCGAGACUGCAGCUUCCUCUCUAUUUCCAAAACCCACUUUUAUGAGAUAAUGCGCGUGGAGCCAAAGGUCGUGCUGAAUGUGGCUCACACAGUCGUCAGGAGGAUGUCAUCUUUUGUCCGACAGAUAGACUUUGCUCUGGACUGGAUGGCUGUGGAAGCUGGCAGGGCGGUCUACAGGCAGGGAGAGAAAUCAGACAGUACUUUCAUAGUGCUGAGUGGUCGACUGCGCUCUGUAAUCAUGAAGGAGGAUGGUAAGAAGGAGCUGAUAGGAGAGUACGGACGCGGCGACCUGAUUGGAGUGGUGGAGGCUCUGACCCAUCAGAAUAGAGCCACCACAGUGCACGCUGUACGAGACUCUGAGCUGGCCAAGUUACCAGAAGGAGCUCUCAGCUCCAUCAAGAGGAAGUUCCCACAGGUUGUCACCAGGUUGAUUCACCUACUUGGACAGAAGAUCCUCCAGCAGGUGAAUGGUCCUCUGACAGCUCGCAGUUUGGCCCUCCACACCCCUGGCAGUAAAUGGGACGCAGGGAACCAAGCCUCCAACCUCUCCACUGUGACAGUCUUGCCUGUAUCAGAGGAGGUACCUCUUACUGCCUUCACCCUGGAGCUCCAGCAUGCGCUCCUCGCAAUAGGUCCCACUCUUCUGCUGACCAGUGAUAUUAUAAAGCAGCGACUUGGAGCUGCAGCACUAGACAGUGUCCACGAGUACCGUCUGUCCAGCUGGUUGGGCCAACAGGAAGACAUCCAUCGCAUAGUUCUUUACCAGACGGACUACACACUGACCCCGUGGACACAGCGGUGCAUUCGGCAAGCAGACUGCAUCAUUAUCGUGGGACUUGGAGAGCAGGACCCUGCCGUAGGGGAGCUGGAGCGUAUGUUGGAAGGAAGUGCAGUGCGUGCCCAGAAGCAGCUGGUGCUGUUGCACAGAGAAGAUGGCCCACCACCCAAAGGAACUGUGGACUGGCUCAACAUGCGAAGCUGGAUCUCCAGACACCUCCACCUCUCUUGUCCCCGAAGGGUCUUCUCUAAGAGGAGCCUGCCCAAACUGUUGGAACUGUACCAGCGUGUAUUUGAGAAGCCAGCAGACCGCCACUCAGACUUCUCCCGCCUGGCUCGAGUCCUCACAGGGAAUGCUAUUGGCCUUAUUCUGGGAGGAGGAGGUGCCAGGGGCUGUUCUCAGGUAGGGAUAAUGCGGGCUGUCUGUGAGGCUGGCAUUCCUGUGGACCUCAUUGGUGGCACCUCUAUUGGUUCCCUGAUGGGGGCACUAUAUGCUGAGGACCGUAGCUACAGUCGUAUGAGGAUGAGGGCCAAGGAAUGGGCAAUGGAAAUGACUUCAGUGUUUAAGAAGGUUUUGGAUUUGACGUACCCAGUCACCUCCAUGUUCUCUGGCGCUGCCUUCAACUCCAGCAUUAGCAAUGUCUUCAAGAGUAAACAGAUUGAGGACCUUUGGAUCCCGUAUUUCAAUAUCACAACUGACAUCACUGCCUCUGCCAUGAGAGUACACACUGAUGGUUCUCUGUGGCGGUAUGUUCGUGCCAGCAUGUCUCUGUCUGGGUAUCUGCCUCCUCUCUGUGACCCCAAAGAUGGACACCUACUGAUGGACGGGGGCUACAUCAACAACCUGCCAGCUGAUGUGGCGCGCUCCAUGGGGGCCAAGGUGGUGAUAGCUAUUGACGUGGGCAGCCGAGAUGAAACCAACCUCACUAAUUAUGGCGACUCGCUCUCAGGCUGGUGGCUGCUAUGGAAACGCCUCAACCCCCUAGCAGAAAAAGUAAAGGUGUUGAACAUGGCAGAGAUUCAGACCCGGCUGGCCUAUGUGUGCUGUGUUAGGCAGCUAGAGUCUGUGAAGAACAGCGACUACUGCGAGUACAUCAGACCUCCAAUCGACAGAUACCGGACUCUGGAGUUUGGCAAGUUUGAUGAGAUUGCUGAGGUUGGCUACCAACACGGAAAGACUGUGUUUGAUGUGUGGGGUCGUAGUGGAGUGGUGGAGAAAAUGUUAAAAGACAGACACCAGGAGGAGUUCCACAACACCCAAAGCAAGAACAACGUGGUGACAUGUCCCAAUGCUUCCUUCACUGACCUGGCAGAAAUUGUGUCCCGCAUCGAGCCCGUCAAACCUGCUCUCGUGGACGAGGAGUCAGACUACCACACUGACUAUGAAGAGGAGGCACUGGAGAGCGCUCUGUCUGACAUGGAGCUAUACAAUCGCUAUGGAGAGCACACUGAAGGGGAGGAGACUGGUGACACGGAUGAGGAGCUGGAAGGCAGACGUACACGUCACAUUACCUCACUCACCAGCAGCUACCCUCAGUCCCACAGUUCUCUGGAUGGGCCGUCAAACCAGGAUGUCCUUUCCAAAUAGACCAUUAAAUGAAGACAGGUCUAAUGAAUUCUGCCCCGAACAGGUCAUCACUACUUUAACCUGCCUGUCUUUACCCUCCAGUCCGUCCCACAUGAGUCAAAACCUGUCCCCUGCUCCUGGGACUGUUACCAUGACAGUGAUAACCAUUUUGCCACCUGUAACCUGGCCUCCUUAGUAAAAAAUCCCUUUAAAAAAACAAAACUGAAUACAGGCUGCUAGUAUCACAUUUAGCCAGCUGCAAAUCCUGUAUGUUCCUAUUAUACAAGAGCAGCUGUAAGUCUAAUCAUUUCUCAUAUUGAGAUAGUCAGGAUUAUUUUCUGUAGCUUUACAUGAAUCACACCAGUCCAGUGGAGGAUAGAAGGAGGGAGACGUGAGGAGAUACUAUUUCCAUGAAAUAUCUUUUACAUAAACCCAGGUGAAAACUCUAAAUCUUGGUUGAUUACACUCAGAAGAAGCAUUUUAAAUAGAUUUUAAAUUGUUAAAGAGUCGGCUCACCUAAUUUACAAAACUACUUUUUUACACUUCUGUUAUCUAAACAUGCAGAUAGUUUGGAUAUGAUUUCCCCGGUUUUGACGUAUCCAUCUCUGAGAUUUCUUAUGUUUAUUUUUCUGACUUUUCACAAGUUCUGCCCUUUUCAAAUUUGGCUAUUUGCACCUCUUCUAGCCACUAAAAAAUCCUUCAAAGUCGAAUCAAAGAAGGUAAAAUCACUCUUUGGUCAACCUGCUCACAGCCCCUCUACACAGUGAGGCCAUAGCCUCUGAUGAGGGGUCACAAGGACACAGUUUAUUUUAAGGGGUCACAAGCCAAAAAUAUUGUUUAGCACUGCUCUGAAUAAUCUACAGAACACACUGUUGACAGUGAAGUGUGUGUGUCUGUGUUGUUCUGAGUAUGUGCGACAUGGUCUCUGAUGAGAAAUAUGUUGAUUUUUUUAAAUAUAGUUUUUCAAAUGGUGUGAGCACAAAGUUUAAUUUACCUACUUGUAUUUAGAGCAGCAGAAAUCUCAGACACAGAUUUUCUGAAACUUGGGCAAAUAAAUUUAAAACUAUGUGCAUGACUGGAUACCAGUAGAGGCAAGACAGAUGUGCUCGGUGGCCACUUUAUGGUGUACAAUCUAUCAUGUCCAGUACAAUAACCCUGCCAUAACAGCAGCCUUUACAAAGCUCAUAAUGUGUAAAUUCAGUAAUACAUUUAUUACUGAGGUCAUAGCUAAAGAUGGUGUUUUGCUUGAUUUCAUUAUAUUGACAAGUGUUUCUAAUUUUUUGUCCUCCCCAUUCACAUACAUGAAUCAUUAUUAUAGAAUACAGUGGAGUCCAGCACAACACUAUCACCAACUCUGACCUCCGUGCUGAAACACAUCAUUUAGUAAACACCUCUGUCACCGCCUCAACAGAAAUAACAGAUUAUAGGCAUCAGAAACAUGACUUUAUGGCAGGACAGAUCUAUUAGAUUGUACUGAUAUACUUAAUAAAGUGGACCCUGGGUGUUUUGCUGCUGUGCUAAUUACAACACAACCAAUAACUCUUAAGUCACAUGUGGGCAUGCACGUGUAGUGUUGGAUUAAGAUGGACCCUAUCCUUGAAUGUUUUGUACACUCAGUCUAUGUAAUGAUCCUCAUCAACACAAGACUAAUCUGAAACCAGAAUGAGAGCAUAACAAGCAGCAGACGCUGUGGCCGUGGCUGUCAGCACAGCUUUGUGGUACCCAGUGUGCCAGCCACAUGGAGGAAAGUAAUGAUUGCGAUCCACUUCAAAGCACUAGUUUCCCUCUCAGCUGGCGAGACAGCCUCCCCCCCAUCUUUUUUCUGGCUUGAACCUAUCAGACGCAGACUGAGCAGCAGACAGUGUGGAUCUGUUGGAUGAACUGGGAAGCUCCACUCAUCUCUGUACAGUUUAUGCAAAGGAGCUAUUUGCAGCAGCGGGGCAGUUCUUCACAGGAACGUGUUGUAACAAGUUAUUUGGCCCAUCAAGACGUGAUUUUGUAGCCUGCCAUGAAGUUGAUCAGAUUUUGUUGCAUACUGUGCAUACAUAAUCAUGGAAAAGAAAAAAAAAAGUUAAUUAUAUAUUCUCAUAUUUAAGACAAGAAUCUAUACAACCAGAGCCUUAGAUGAUUUUAUACAGAGGUCAGAACAGCUGGACAAUCAUUCCAGACAUGCAAUGCAAUGCACGAUUAAACUAACAAAUCGUUAUAUUGACUUGUUCAACCUGCCUUUCUGUUGGACACUAUACCAUUUUUAUAGCAUUAACUUAAUCUCAAUCACAGCUAACGAUUAUUUUUAUUAUUGAUUGGUGUUAUGAUUAUUUUUUGCAAGAUUUUUUUACAGAUUAAUCCUUUGGCCUAUAUAGUGUGAAAAAUGAAUGUAAACAUUUCCAAGAUGACAUUAAAGUCUACUGUCUGUCUGACAAACAGUCCAAAACCCAAAGAUAUUCAGUUUAACAGAAAGUCAUCCCUGAAAAAGCAACAAACCAUCAAAUGUUUGGCAUUUUUGCUUGAUGAAGGGCUUAACCAAUUAUCAGAGUAGUUAAUUAGUUUUCUGUUAACUGGUGAUUGUUUCAGCCUUAAAUGCAGCAUUACCAGAGCCCUAACAAGACUGCAUAACAGAUGUUUUUGAUGAGGAUCCCUUAGAUUUGUUUUUUUAAAGAACGGUGACCAAGAUAUAUAUCCUGAGUGGGACUUGUUUCAGUUUAAAUGUACAGUUGUUUCCUAGUGGCUGACGUUAAAAUACCCAUCUACCUGCAAUAAGCUAAUAUCAGCCGUCCAAGUUUGUCAGUCAGGCUCUGAUCAUUAGAAUAUCAAUGCAAUGUUUUAGAUUUAAUUUUCUUCCCACUUGAUAUAGCACCCCAUGAGCUUCCCUGUAUGAAGCCGUGAUUUUAGCUAGUACUGGUGCUACAGUGCCUGCAGCCUUACAUAUGUAGACAGGAGGAGAAACCUGGUGAACACUAUGCGGAUCCCAUAUGGUGUUAAAUGGAGUCUGGACACAGUAUGUGUGAGCUAGGCAGAGAUGUGAAAGCAUUUGCUGUUUACCAAUGAGCUAAUGGUGUUUGCACAGUUUUUUUUUUUUUUGUACUUUUGGGUGGUUUCCAGACAUCGAGCACAAUAAAUUGAUGUUGUCUGGCAGAAUGAAUGUUUCUACUUUAUUAAAUGGGACAUGGUAAUGGAUGAAAUGCUUAUGUAAUGUGUGGAACUUUGCCAUAAAGUUAAUGCAACAAAGCCUCAGACGACUCAUAUGAAAAAACAACCACUCGUGCCCUCAUUUGGCUGCAUUCUGAUGAUUAAAGUAGAACGGUGAAGUUUACCAGUAAGCCUGUACUGUAUGACAUUAGUUACUUAUCUAUAUUUGUUAUUUGAGAAAUAUUGUUUUUGAUAAUCAAUUGUUACUAAUAAACCACUGUUUGUUGUGUAUUAUGUGUGCCCUCCAUUUUUCAACUUGCCAUAGCUUU
Molecule: messenger RNA, 7609 nt
Organism: Chelmon rostratus (copperband butterflyfish)
Lineage: Eukaryota; Metazoa; Chordata; Actinopteri; Chaetodontiformes; Chaetodontidae
Gene: pnpla7a
Product: patatin-like phospholipase domain containing 7a
Exons: 37
Coding region: 141-4172 (1343 amino acids)
Biological process (GO): lipid metabolic process
Cellular component (GO): endoplasmic reticulum
Molecular function (GO): phosphatidylcholine lysophospholipase A1 activity
Source: RefSeq, a predicted model, not a curated record